AUGGCAGCCCUCCUGCUCCUCGGGACCAUCCUACUCAUGGCCUCGACCGCAGGGGGCGCUGGGGUGCGUGGCGGCGAGGGCCCCGGGGGCAGCACGGCCUAUGUAGUGUGUGGGGUCAUCAGCUUCGCCCUGGCUGUAGGCGUCGGCGCGAAAGUGGCCUUCAGCAAGGCGUCCCGUGCGCCUAGGGCGCACCGGGAGAUCAACGUGCCCAGGGCUCUGGUGGACAUUCUGAGGCAUCAGGCAGGGCCUGGGACUCGUCCAGACCGGGCACGAAGCAGCUCCUUGACCCCAGGGGUCGGAGUUCCCGACAGCAUGACCCCCAGGACGCCCAAGAACCUCUACAACACCGUGAAGCCCUCCAAUCUUGAUAACCUGCACCACAACUAUCUGCACCUCAAUGUCAACAGCCCCAAGCACCAUGCCACCACGCUGGACUGGAGGGCCGCUCCGCCACCCAGCCCCUCCUUGCACUACUCCACGCUGUCCUGCUCUCGUUCCUUCCACAACCUCUCGCAUCUUCCCCCAUCCUAUGAGGCCGCCAUGAAAUCCGAACUCAACCGCUACUCCUCCCUCAAAAGGCUAGCGGAGAAGGACCUGGAUGAGGCCUACCUGAAGCACCGGCACCUGGGGGAGAUGCCCCGCGGGACGCUGCCCCUGCACACGCUGCGGCGACCUGGCACAGGGGGUGGCUACCGCAUGGAUGCCUGGGGCGGCCCCGAGGAACUUGGCCUGGCCCCCACUCCCAACCCACGGCGGGUCAUGUCCCAGGAGCACCUGCUGGGCGACGGGGGCCGGUCGCGCUACGAGUUCACGCUGCCCCGUGCGCGCCUUGUGUCGCAGGAGCACCUGCUCCUGUCCUCUCCCGAGGCCCUGCGCCAGAGCCGAGAGCACCUGCUGUCUCCCCCACGCAGCCCCGCGCUGCCCCCUGAGCCUGCCUCUCGCGCUGGCCUGGCCGCCUCCCACUCUAACCUGCUGCUGGGGCCCGGGGGCCCCCCCACGCCACUGCACGGGCUGCCUCCACCGCCCGGCCUGCACGCACACCACCGCCAUGCCCUGCACGGCUCACCACAGCUCGCUUGGAUGGCGGACGGUGGUGGGGGCGGGGGCACCCUGGCCCGGAGGCCGCCCUUCCAGCGCCAGGGCACGCUGGAGCAGCUGCAGUUCAUCCCCGGCCAUCACCUGCCCCAACACCUGCGCACCGCCAGCAAGAAUGAGGUGACUGUCUGAGGCCGGGCCGGGGCUUGAGAGCUGCGGCCUCGUGGGCUCCAGACUGGAUCCCCUGACACAUUUUAGGGGCCCGGGACCCAGAUUGGCCUGUGGCCCAGGGGGCUGCUUCUGAGGACAUCCACUGCUUUGGAUGAAAUAGUCACUGGAGACAAAACCUCCUCUGAGAAUGUCACAGCAGAUAAGAUCCCUCCUGUGGCACUGUUUGAGGCCAGGCCUUCUUCCCAUGACGUCAUCACAGAGGAAGAGGCCCACCCCUGAGGUUAUCACUAGAGGCCAUGUCUGUUCCAUGAUGUCAUCACAAAGACUCCCUUCUUGUGAUGUCAUAGGAGAGACAACGCUUUGUCCUAUGACAUCAUCCCUAGAGACAAAGAUUCCUGUGAUAUCUCUGCAGAAAGUCUCGCCCUUACAAAGUCAUCUCUGGCCCCACAAGGCCUCUUUUGACAUCCUCAUCACCAGGAAAAUGUUUUCCUCCAGAGAAGAUGCCUCUAUGAUGUUGUCGCUACAGACAAAGCCAUCUUGCUAGGACACAUCACCGGAGAAAAUGCCUCACCAAGUGUGUCCUUGCUAGACAUAAGGCCUCCUUUGCAUGACAUCAUCACAGGAACUCUGCCUCCUUCCUAUGAUGCCAUUGCCAGAAAAGGUGCCUUGCUCUAUGACAUCGUCAGAGGGACUAUGCCUCUUCCAGGGAGACCAUCACCAAAGGUGAGAGCCCUUCUGUGUUGUCACCACCGAACUCUGCCUGCUCUGAGAUGAUGCCAUAAGACACCUCACUGCUGCUGCCACACCACGAGAAGGCAUGGCAUGCCCAGAGUCCACGAGAAAGUGCCCCAUCGUGAUGUCGCCUGAGGGAUAUGAUCACUGGGGAGGCUGCACUGUCUGGAAAGGUCUCCCCAAGGGUGACGGUCCGUCUGUAGGUCAUUGGCAAACUCCCUACCCUUGUCCAAGGCUCUACCCCAAUGCGGUGAUGUCAUCACCAGAGAAACUGCCUACUCUGGUGAGCCAUCACUUGUGAUGGUGUCAUUAGUUUCUGCCUUGUCCCACCAUAACUUAGCUUAGUUGCUUCUUCCCCUGACCCCAGGGACAUGCCCUGUAGGAUCUCUGCCAGAAGCUCCCUCUACAGGAAGGUUGGGCCUCUGCACAGGUCCCACCCCUGUGCAGUGAUGUCACCUCCUGUAUGAUUCCUGGAGGACAGCACUCUCAGACUGGCUUCUGCUUUCAAGGAGGCUACCCUGGCCACCAGCCUCUUGGAAUCCUUGGACUUGUACGUGCCCCAAAGGCCAGAACCACUUCUCUCUACUGUAACUAGAGACAUCAUCGCCUCUGUCAACAAUGUCCUGGCCUCCUGUUGGGGUGGGGGAGGGUGGGGUAUGCCUGCUAUUGGUCUUGCUGAUGACAUCAUCAAUGCCACGACUUCCACCACUCAUGAUGGCAUUGCACUUGGAGUCAAAUGCUAACCACUCCUGAUGAUGACAUCAUUUCCAGGAUUCUCUAUGACCUACAGUGUCUUCAUCUCCCAGGAUCUACCACAACUACGGUAUCAUCCUCUUCUGGAAUUUACCAUGACUAUAGGGUCACCUUCUCCCAAAGUUCCUCAUAGCUAGUUGUGUUGCCAUCUUCCAUGAUUCUCCACAACCAUGGUGUCAUCUCCCAGGACCCACCACAACCAUUGUAUCAUCAUCCCCCAGGAUUCAUCAUAGCUGACAUUGUUGUCAUCUCCCAGAAUUCACCAUGAUCAAUGAUGUCAUUACCUUCCCAAUUCCACUGUGACUGAUGGUAACAUCCUCCACCAGGAUUCACUAGGACUGAUGAUGCCACCUUUUCCAUUGUCCCCUAUAAUCGUGGUGUCAUCAACUUGCAGGAUCCAUUUCAAUCAUAAUGUCUUCAUGCCCCAGGAUCCACCAUAGCCAUAGUGUCACCACCUCCCAGGAUCCACUUCAGCCAUGAUAACACUACCCCCCAGCAUCCACGAAAGUCAGUAGUGUCCUAGGACCCAGAAUACCCAAUUGUGUCAUCAUCUCCCAGGGUCCACUUCAACCAUGAUAUCAUCUACUAGGAGCCACCAUAAUCGUGCAUCACCUCUAGGAUCCAGGACACCCAAUAGUGUCAUCACCUCCUAGGAUCUAUUUCAACCAUGGUGUCCUACCAGGCUCUACCAUAACUAUGAUAUCUUCCAUGAUUCAGGACACCCAAUAGUGUCAUCAUCUCCUAGGAUCCAUGAUAUUCUUUUGUGUCAUCAACUCCCAGGAUCCGUUUCAACCAUGGUGUCAUCAUCUACUGAGAUCCACCAUAACCAUGGCAUCAUCUCCCAGGAUCCAUGACACCCAAUAAUGUCAUCACUUCCCAGGAUCCAUUUCAAUGAUGGUGUCAUCUGCCAGGAACCACCAUAACCAUGAUAUCACCAUCUCCCAGGAUCCAUAACAUGCAAUUGUAUCAUUAUCUACCAGGAUCCAGGAUACCCAAUGGUGUGGUCAUCUACCAGGAUCCAUUUCAGUCAUGUAUCAUCUUUCAGGAUCCAUCAUCUUGGGAGCCAAGUACCACAACAGCUGUAUUAUAAUUGUCUUCUGUGGUCACAUGGCAACUACAGUUGUUCCUUUAAGGGAAUCCAGCACAAUACAUACCAUUUUCCCAUUGUCUCAAAAAUGGAGUAGAAUGGGGCCCCCUCUGAUGACACUGUCCCCACUCUGGCCCUUCUUGAUGAUGUCACUGCCUCACUCCCGACUUAGGCUGAUGCCUCCAUCAAUCCCACCACAAUCUUGACCUUGGCCAGCCCCUACCCACCCCCUGGUGAGAGCAUCUAGGCCCCUCCUGAUAACUCACUGCCCUUCACCCAAGCAUCUGAUAACUGGACAGGGUCAACAUGGAGACCUCUUAUCACCACCAAAGCGGGGCUUUCCUGUCCUCUGGUGACAUCACUGCCCUUUGCCCAAUCCCUGUUACCUGGACCUCCACCUAGAGCAGCACUCUAUUGGCUUGGGCCAAACUCUCCUCAGACUCCUGUGGGUGUGGCCAACAGCCGAUGACAUCCCUGGGACCUUUGAUCACAUCCUCUGCUGGCUAGCUCCUGGGGUAGGCACACCUGGAAAGCCACACCACUGCCAACUGCAUCUGUGGGGAGGGGAAUCCCCUGCAUCAUCCCAAGAAUCAGAUGCAGCAUUCUCCUCUCAUUUCCCCCUCACACUGGGGAGUCUCCAACACCCAGUGCACAAUUUGCCCCCAGUUCUCUUUGUACAUAGCCAUGAUGUUGGGGGCGGCCAUUCCCCCACUCUGAAAGGGCUACAUGCCCCCUCCCCCAGCCCCCAGGGCAAGAGGGAGGGGCUUCUUCUCCUUCCUUUGGGCCGUCCCCCUCCCUCUUCUGUUUCUCCCACCCUGAAUACUGGCACCUCAGUUCAUCCCUACGCAGCCCUCAGCUCCCACAAACACCAGAGAAUGCAAGUGGGGGCUUAUGCCCAUCUACCUGGGCCCCAGUGCCUGUGUUCAAUUCCAUGCGUACAGCUGCUCCUGUGGGCUCCCUCCACCCCUUCUAGGGCCACCUCAUGCCCAGUGUCCCUGGGGCAGAUUGUGACUUCCCCAAAAGGAGCUAGCUUGAGCACCUGCCCUUUCCAGACCCUGCUUCUCUGCUCAGUACCCCUACAGAGCACUCAGCUUUCUCCAACCCUGAGAUAGGGGGCUUGGAGUCUUUCAGCUUUUGUAUGCCUCACUCAACUUGCUUUCUUCCAGCCUGGAUUCCAGGUAUCUCUCACACACCCCUCCCCUACUCACUAGGCACAGGCUGCCUGACCCUGAGGCCUUGACCUCUUAUCUCAAAUAAGCCAUAGUGGGGAGAGGUCUUGAGGAGAUAAGAAAGUGGGCAUGUCUUGCCAGACUCCCUGGAUGCUUUCGGAGCUGGAACCCCUCCACCUGAGACUUGCCCUUCACCCUCCAUAAACACACACACACACACACACACACACCCACACACACACACUUGCCCUUCUGGUCAUUGGCAGUGGGGGUGGUGCAGAGACAAGAGAAACAGCUUUGGACCCGCAGCCCCUCCCCCGUUCUGCCUCCCUCCUUAUCCCCCCAGUUCCUUGGU
Messenger RNA from Pteropus alecto (black flying fox), 5302 nucleotides. It is a transcript of the gene SHISA7, whose product is annotated as shisa family member 7. Gene Ontology annotation, biological process: regulation of short-term neuronal synaptic plasticity; regulation of AMPA receptor activity. Lineage: Eukaryota; Metazoa; Chordata; Mammalia; Chiroptera; Pteropodidae. The transcript is spliced from 6 exons. The record is from RefSeq and is a predicted model, not a curated record. Gene Ontology annotation, cellular component: AMPA glutamate receptor complex; postsynaptic membrane; dendritic spine membrane. The coding region runs from base 1 to 1227 and encodes 408 amino acids.